GUUAAUCAUUCAGUCAGAUUCUCUCACUGAAGUGUUAAGGAAUGAGUCAGGUUAGCUUUGCUGUCCUUUCAUUUUGUUUCUUUUUCCCUUUAGUUAGGUUUCUUCUUUUGUUUUCUGUGUCCUUUGACUUGAGCAAUGGAGAACAGUGAGGGAACAUCAGAGAGAAGCAACAGAAUCAAGAACUUUUUCUCCAAUGUGAUAUGGAAAGCCAAACUAAGAGAAUGUUUGACAUGGAAUCUGCUGAAGAUUUUGUUCCUUGGUCAAGGAUUAUCCAUGUUAUUAUGCGGAACUGCAAUCAGCAGUCAAUACUUGGCAGAUGUUUUUUCUGUCAACACUCCAAUGCUUCAGAGCUUUAUCAAUUACCUUCUAUUGUUCCUGGUUUACACUGGAAUAUUGGCUUUUAGACAGGGCAAUGAAACUUUAGUACAAAUACUGAAGGCAAAAUGGUGGAAAUAUCUUCUGCUGGGAUUCAUUGAUGUUGAAGCAAACUAUAUGGUAGUCAAAGCUUACCAGUAUACAACAUUAACAAGUGUUCAGCUCCUAGAUUGCUUUGUCAUUCCUGUGGUAAUGGUUCUAUCAUGGUUCAUCUUACAUUCAAGAUACAAAGCCAUCCAUUUUGUAGCUGUUCUAAUGAGUUUGCUGGGCGUUGGAAUUAUGGUUUGUGCAGAUUUUCUGAGUUCAAAAGAUCAAAGAACAGGUAUCAAUAAACUGCUGGGAGACCUGCUUGUUCUGGGGGGUGCUAUUCUCUAUGGAAUUUCGAAUGUAUGUGAAGAAUUCAUUGUGAAAAACUUUAGCAGAGAGGAAUUUCUGGGGAUGCUUGGCCUGUUUGCAACCCUCUUUAGUGGUAUACAAUUAGGCAUUCUGGAACACAAUGAAAUUGCAAACAUUAAUUGGAACUGGCAAAUCGUGUUAUUAUUCAGUUCAUUUGCUGCCUGCAUGUUUGGCUGGUACAGCUUCCUACCCAUUGUGAUGAAGCUCAGUAAUGCCACCUCGGUCAACCUCGCCAUUCUGACUGCAGACCUCUACAGCCUCUUUUUUGGGAUCUUCUUAUUCCACUAUAAGUUACAGUAUACCAAUGGUGAAGGGAAUGAAUGUACCAGUGUUGAAUGGGAUGCUCACCAAGUGAGCUCUUUUGACCUGGAGGAUGUUAAGCUUCCUGAGAGUUUUGGAUCCGUGAUCAUCCAGGCAAGUAGAAAAUCUAGGUUAGGUACUUUACUACACAACUUGUAAUUAAUCGAAGCUCGCAUUUUAUUGUCUCUGCACAAACAACAAUGUAACUAUGUUGACCCCAGGCCAACAACUUAAACAUGAAUUCUACUGUUCCCUCUAUACCAACACUCACUCAGACCACUUCUCCAAUUUAUAACACCGAUACAGGGUAUCUCCCAUUGGCCAAAUAAUUGAUCCAGUUUCUCCCAGCCUCUGGCAUGGGGGUCUUCCUUGCAAUUGUAUCUGGGAGUUUUUGCCACUUUGCAUUCAAAGCCCGAUUCUUAUACUCUUUCCUUAUCAGUUCAAAUGUUGUAUUUCAAUCAUGUUGGCUCAAGGUCGUCGGACUGACCUUGAUUCCCACUGGAAGUAGCCAAGAGCUACACAACUUCGUGCCUUAGGCAACUUCUUUUGUUCUAUUCAACUCUGCUUCAAACCAGUCAAACCGGAUUGCAGAGAAAAUUAGAUUACCCCUACCAAUUUGCCAAAGGUACACACAAUAAACAGUUUAUCUGAAAAUGAUCUCAGGUUUAGCAGAUCAUUAGCAUAAGGUUCUUGUGUCCAGGUUCAAUUGCUCUGAUUGUAUUCCAGAACAAGAAUCAGUUAAUCAAACAGUUCACAAAAUGGCAACCUCCAUUCCUUCAAGCACAUGGCAAGAUCAAAGACAUCUGGUUUGUCUACUUCCACUGACUUAGACCCAUUCAAGUUUGACAUUUUCUUCCAUAUUUUAAUUCCUUCAUGGCCAACAGUUUUACCAAAGCCAAUGACAUCCUACUCAGUCAAAAGCUUCCUUUCACCUCACCUCUGCACUUCAGCUGUGUGGUCAACAUUGGUUGAUCAUGGUGCAGCAUGGUUCAUGGGUUCAAUUCCCACCAUUGUCUGUCAGGAGUUUAUACAUUUUCUUCAGGGUGUUCCAGUUUUCUCUCACUUUCCACAGACAGACAGGUUUGUAGGUUAAUUGGUCACAGGGUGCAAUCAGGUAGCACAGGCCUACUGGUCCAGUAUCUCUAAAUAAAAAUAAAAUUAACAUUUGGAUUAAGGCCAUAUUGAGUUGUGGAGUCAAGUGGUCCCUGAAACAAGCAUUACUGUGUCACUUGAAAGAACUUUUCUAAUGAUGGGGGCAGACUGAUUGGUUGAAUAUUAACCAGAUAUUGCUUUCCCUCCUUUUCCUUGACAUGACAUGCAAAGGCGAUUAGGAUAUUGUCUGGCUUUAUACUCUUUGCGUUCUCCAUUGCCUCAGCCUUCUCUUGAUAAGACUCAGACUGAAUUAUAUGGUCUGAAGACUGCUUCUGUGAUUGUUGGAGCCUCAUCUGAAGAAGGAUCCACUUGGUACUUCUGGCAGGAUCACUGCUAAUGUGGGCUAUGCUGGAACAUCGCGCAUCACUGACCUCACAGGUGCUCAUGGUAUCCACCGUGCUGAGUGACAAGGAUCAGGCCUGUUUCCUGAAAGGGAUAAUCAUACCUGCGUGGUAGCUCAGAACUUGAAGACUGAAAGAAUCUUUUUGCUUAGUUAUGAAACUAUAGCCUCCUUACAGCUAAUCUUACACCUGCCCCUACACCUCCUCCCUCACUACUAUUCAGGGCCCCAAACAGUCCUUCAAGGUGAGGCAACACUUCACCUGAGAGUCUGUAGGGGUCACUUACUGUGACCGGUGCUCCCUGUGUGGCCUCCUGUACUUCGGUGAGACCUGACGUAGAUUGGGAGACCGUUUCACCAAGCAGCCACGCUUUGUCCACCAGAAGAAUUGGGAUCUCCCAGUGGCCACCCAUUUUAAUUCCACUUCCCAUUCCUAUUCAGAUAUGUCUAUCCAUGGCCUCCUCUACUGUCAAGAUGAAGCCACACUCAGGUUGGAGGAAUAACACCUUAUAUACCGGCUGAGUAGUCUCCACCCUGAUGGACGAACAUUGAUUUAUCGAACUUCCAGUAAUGGCCCCCCUGCCCACUCCUUCACCAGUCCUCAUCCCCUUUUUCUUCACUUACCUUAUCUCUUUGCCUGCUCAUCACCUCCCUUUUCUCUCUUCCAUGGCCUUCUGUCCUCUCCUAUUAUAUUCCCCCCCCCCCACUUCUCCAGCUCUGUAUCUCUUUCAACAAUCAACUUCCAAGAUAUUUGCUUCAUCUCUCCCACUCCUGGUUUCUCCUAUCACCUUGUGUUUCUCCGUCCCCCCCAACACCUUUUAAAUCUACCCCUCAGCAUUCUUCCCCAGUCUUGCUGAAGGGUCUUGGCCUGAAAUGUCGAUUGUACUCUUUUCCAGCGAUGCUGCCUGUACUGAUGAGUUCCUCCAGCAUUUUGUGUGUGUUGCUUGGAUUUCCAACUUCUGCAGAUUUUCUCUUGUUUGUUACAGCUAACCUGGCAGAUUUAGCCUAGUUGUAUCUUAACCUGACAGAGUUAGUACCGGUAAAUCAUCGAUGCAAGAGAUUUUGCAGAUGCUGGAAAUCUUGAGCAACACACAAAGAAAUGCUGGAGAAACUCAGCAAGUCAGGCAGCAUCUAUGUAGAGGAAGAAAUAGUUAAUGUUUCGGGCUGAGACUGGAAAUCAGGACUGGAAAGAAAAGGGGCAUCUAGACUUGCUGAGUUCCUCCAGCAUUUUGUGUGGUUGCUCCAGAGUUAGUAACAGAGUUAUGGCAUGAAAAACUGAUGUUAAUAUAUUAGUAAAUAUCUAAUAAAACUAUUCAGAGAAAUAAUGGAUUACUUGAAUAGUAAAUCAUGUUUUAUCCAUCACAUUUUUAAAUAAAUGAACUUUAAACGUAUAUUAAUUUCAGUAAGAAUAGAAUUAGUGAAGAACAAUUAUGAUUUCACUUGCACAUAAUAAAAGCUCUUUCAAAUGAAAUCCUAAAUAGGAUUACCAAUUACAUGGAUCAUAACUACAUCACAGGCUGUUUCUCUCAGUUGCAAAGAGCAGUCAUUUUAAACAUGAAAUAACAUUCAAUUUGAGUUAUAGAUUUAACCUAAAGGUUGCAUGACCAAUCCUGAUAAAGUUUCUGUGGUAAACCCCAAGGAGAUGUGAUGGAUCAGUAUUAAUGGGAACGAGUUUCAGUGAACAAGGCAGAUGUUUGUAAAUUGCAUCAAUGGUGGAGUUAAAGUACAGGGAGCUGAUCUGUGUUGCAAGAACAAAGGGAAUAAGCCAGAGCAAAAGAUCUUCUGGACAAUGCCAUUGGAACUUAUUUAUGACAAUUCAUCCUCCUCAAACUACAGGGUGAUUUCCAUCAUAUUAUGAUUACUGUCUCCUAAGGGUUCCUUUACCUUAAGUGAAUGUUAUAGGGUGAUUCUUAGGGAUCUGGAAAAGUGGCAAGAAUUUAGAUGAUGGGAAAUGUGGUUUAAACCAAUGUAAAGGUAUUCUCAGUUAGUGAUUAGUUUGUAGGUUUAGGAAUAAUGUUACCUGGCUAGGAUAGUAGUUCAAGGCACAGAGCAAAAGAAAGGAGGUGGAUGAUCUUGUUGCAAUAUUACGGAUUGCCAGGUAUGAUGUUGUGGCCAUCACUGAAUCAUGGCUGAAGGAUGGUUGUAGUUGGGAGCUGAGUGUCCAAGGUUACACGUUGUAUCGGAGGGUUAGGAAGGUAGGCAGAGGGGGUGGCAUAGCUCUGCUGGUAAAGAAUGGCAUUAAAUAAAUAGAAAGAUGUGACAUAGGAUUGGAAGUGUUAAAUCCUUGUGGGUUGAGAAACUGCAAGGGUAAAUGGACAGGAUGGCAGUUAUAUACAGGCCUCCCAACAGUAGCUGUGAUGUGGACCACAGAUUAAAACAGGAAAUAGUAAAGGCGUGUCAAAAGGGCAAUGUUAUCAUAGUCUUGGGAGAUUUUAACAUGCAGGUUGAUUGGGAAAAUUAGGUUGGUAAUGGAUUUCCAAGAGAGAGAGUUUGUUGAAGGCCUAUGAGAUGGCUUUUUAGAGCAGUUUGUCAUUGAGCCUACUAGGGGAUCAGCUAUACUGGAUUGGGUGUUAUGUAAUGAACCGGAGGCGAUUAGGGAGCUUAAGGUAAAAGAACCAGUGAUCACAAUAUGACUGAGUUCAACUUGAAAUUUGAUAGGGAGAAAGUAAAGCCUGAUGUAGCAGUAUUUCAGUGGAGUAAGGGAAAUUACAGUGGUAUGAGAGAGGAGUUGGCCAAAGUAAAUAGGAAGGAGCUGCUAGCAGGGAUGCCAGCAGAGCAGCAAUGCUGUGAGUUUCUAGGAAAAAUGAGGAAGGUGUAGGAUAGAUGUAUUCCAAAAACAAAGAAAUACUCAAAUAGCAAAAUAGUACAACUGUGGCUGACAGGGGAUGUCAAAGCUAAUGUAAAAUCAAAAGAAAGGGCAUAAAACAAAGCAAAAUUUAGUGGGAAGACAGUGGAUUGGGAAGCUUUUAAAAACCACAGAGAGCAACUAAAAUAAUAAUUAGCAGGGAAAAGAUGAAAUAUAAAAGCAAGCUAGCAAACCA
This is a messenger RNA of Hypanus sabinus (Atlantic stingray), 5604 nucleotides long. RefSeq names its product solute carrier family 35 member F2-like. Lineage: Eukaryota; Metazoa; Chordata; Chondrichthyes; Myliobatiformes; Dasyatidae. Gene Ontology annotation, molecular function: transmembrane transporter activity. The record is from RefSeq and is a predicted model, not a curated record. Bases 136 to 1230 code for a protein of 364 amino acids. Gene Ontology annotation, biological process: transmembrane transport. Gene Ontology annotation, cellular component: membrane. The transcript has 8 exons.